Messenger RNA from Durusdinium trenchii, 954 nucleotides. The record is from the annotation of a GenBank genome assembly. Lineage: Eukaryota; Dinophyceae; Suessiales; Symbiodiniaceae.
AUGGGAGGCCUUUUAUCCAGUGGAAGCAGUGGAACUUGGAAGGACGACGGCUCUGAGGCUGUCCAAGAUGGUCAGGAUGGCAGUUUCCAUGUGAGUGGCAAAGCGAAGGGCGAUGCUCCGGUGUGUGCUCUCUACAGCGAGGCCAUCUCGUCAGGUGAAUAUUUUGAAGUCACCUGCGAGCAGCUGAAGGAAAGUGCUUUCAUUGGCAUCAGCACAGAAGCGGCCUUCGCCAAGGGCUACAAAUGCCGCGGGCUGUUCUUCGGCGGUCCCGGGAACCUGGCGAACGGCGGCGGCCUGCUGCGGGGCAACUUCGGCGACGGUCUUCAGACCGGCAGUGUGGUGGGCUUCCUGAGCGACAUCGAGAGCUCCACGGUGAAAGUCACCGUCUAUCAAGGCGGCCGGUGUUUGGGCCAGGCCUUCGAAUCGCCCCUUCAGGACCCUUCGGCUCCAAUCUUCCCUGUGAUCCAGGCCAAGGCGGACGGGGACAAGUUCAGGAUUGUGAAAGCGACGCCGCCCAAGGAGCGGCGGCGUGAACCAGCUGGUGGGUCGCACUUUGCCGUAGGGACCUGGAGAGUGGAGAAACUCAUGGUGGGUCCUGAGUUGGGUGAGUUUCCCUUGGCCAGCAAGAUGGAUGGGAAGCCGGUGCUGCUCACCAUCAAGGAGGCUGAAGACAAGAAGUUCCACCUGAGUGCCAAAGUUGCAAACACCAUCAAUUUCCAGGUGGUCCUCAAGGAAGACCCUUCAGCAGCGCCCUUCGAAGCCGUCGAGGUCGCCGGCGGCAUGUCCACCAUGAUGAUGGGCACGCCCGGCGAAAUGGAGGUGGAGUCGGUGCUGAAGCUCUCGGAGGUGCGAAAGUGGAUCUUCAACGAGAGCCUGCUACUCCAAGGGCCCACGCUAGAGGUGUCCCUUCUGCCUGCAGUGGAAGAGAUGCCGCCGGUCAAUGAGCCACUAUGA